CAGAGGACAUGGCAACACGGACAGGUGUUAUGUCUCGGGUUGUCCGCUAGAGGACAGCGCUUCUACACGGUAUUAUGUCAGGAGGAAGUCUCUCUCUCUCUCUCUCUCUCUCUCUCUCUCUCUCUCUCUUUCGCUCUCACACACACACACUGUUGGAUAUAGUGACUAAACAAAUAACAUAAAUAAUGUUUACGGACAGACUGAAGGCUUUUCUGGGGAUUUGCCCUUCUUAAAUGACCGAAACUGAAAGUCCGCCCUCUGGCUGAUGUGCGCAUGCGCGUUGUUGUUCUUCUCCGUCUGAUAUUACGCAAUUUAGGGAGUGCGGUUCUUCUCUCAGUAUCUUCAUGUGAUCACCAGCUCACCAUCAGAAAUGAGAUGAGCAGGUUUUCUUACUCCUAGCUGUGACUCUUUAACAAUAAUAAUAAUAGUAAUAAUAAUAAAAUUCGAUGACUAUAUGGAUUCUUCUCUCUGCCUAUUUAGUAAAUAAGAUAAAAUUCUGAAGGACUUGCUUCUUCCGGAUCUCAAAAAAGAUGGGGUGAAGCUUUAUCUCCAGAAGAUCAGAAAAGUUGCUUCAGAUUAAACUGAAAAAGGUGGAAAAAUACAGUUUCAAGGUCGGAACUGUGAAAGAAACAUCAUACAAAGAUGAGCCCGAGAUGUUUGAGGAGUGGGAGCAGUUCUACCUCUCAGAGCACAUGUUCAUGGAGGUGGUUGGUGUUGUUGAGAAGUUCCACUGUAACUCCCCCAAUGAUGAGCUGGUGCUGAUGCUGUGUGAGGACGGGAAGGUGUUUGCUUUUGAAGGUAACAGGCUGCAUCUUGUUUCUAACAACCUGGAAGAGCUGUUUAAGAAUGGCCUCCAGUUACCAGGAAUCGAACAGUAUUACUGUGGGAAAGCUUUGAGGACCUGGGCGAAGGAGUUGGAGAAUAACUUCAAUUUGUCACACAAUGCUUUCAUCCUCUGAAAGCCACUGAAAUAGUCGCUGAAUGUUUUGGCACUGACCCACCAAUGGAUGUGAAGCAGAAACUGGAUCAGAUGCUGCACAGCAUCCUGUUCUUAUGUUACAUUCAUUCAAGUUACCGCGCAGAAGUAAUCUUUGCUCAGAUGGAAAUAUUAAACAGAACAAAGACAUAUUUCCCAAUACCAUUCGAGCAAUACCAAACCCACGUGGCUCUACAGAAACCUUUCUCCUUCCUCCUGGAACUGGUCACAAAAUGCUAUGGCCAAUACGAUGAAUUCAUAGUGAAGGAUAUGCUGUCUGAAAUAUUAGAUGGUUGUAAAAAAUCAGGUGUUCUAUUCCCUCUGAUUUCCACCGUCAUAUGUGUCUGUAAGAACGUAUGGUCCAGAUACUAUGGAGCGUCUCUGUCCUGUGAAAGUGUCCCACAGAGAGAGCUCAUGACUGCUGUGUCCUGUGUGAAUGUUUGGCAUCCCAAAGUUUCCUCUUCUGUGAUGUCUGUGUUUCCUGACGGCGAUGGAGAACCACACAGAAUAGAACACCCAGAUAGAGUAAAGUGUAGAGCGUAUGCAAUAGAGGGCCUGAGGCAGCUGAAACCACCUUGUGAGACCUGCAAUAAGCUUUAUUCUCUUCCUGGUCACACACAAUCCAAAUCCCCCUGGUAACUGUGCUAAGACAGAGGCAAUCGGUAAUCUCUUCAAAGCAGAAGAGUGUGUGUCUGAUCAGACCACCAUCACUGGAGAUGUUUAUGAUCAUCAGGAGAUUAAGCAAAAUAUGGAAAGUAACUUUAGAAACAACAUGCAAAAACUAAUGAAAAACAGGGAUAGUAAUUAUGAUAUUGAUAAUGUCUAUCCUCCCAAUUAUCCUGAAGCUGUACGAUCAUCUAACUGAAUUAUGCACACACACACACACACA
Messenger RNA from Ictalurus furcatus (blue catfish), 1865 nucleotides. RefSeq lists its product as uncharacterized. Lineage: Eukaryota; Metazoa; Chordata; Actinopteri; Siluriformes; Ictaluridae. The record is from RefSeq and is a predicted model, not a curated record. The transcript has 5 exons. Bases 1004 to 1615 code for a protein of 203 amino acids.